AAUAAAGAGAAAUUACAGACAUCAUUGCAGUAUUGCACGCUGAACUCCCAUCUCCGAAGAGAAGAACUACAGUACCCCGAGUAUCUAUGGAGUAGAUUCUAAUACCUGAACGGAAGAAUCUUCUAGAGCUAAUCGACUAUGGCGACGGCUACUCACCUCCCCUGGGAGAUCAUCCUUGAUAUUCUCUGCCGAUUACCGGUGGAAGAUCUGCUCCGGUAUAGGUCCGUAUCGAAGCCAUGGCGCUCCCUUAUCGGCGGCCGAGAGUUCGUCAAUCGCCACCUCAAGCUCUCUCCGGAUUCCACGUCCCGGCUCGGUUUCGUCUUCGGCGGCAGAAACGGCCUCUACUGGACCUCUUUGAACGGUCUCAACUCGUUCGCGCCACUCACUUACCCAAUCGACGCCGGAGCAGGGAUCGCCGUUCACGGGAGCUGUAACGGAUUGCUGGCUCUUAUGAACCCUAAUUCGGAUAUGGCGAUUUGGAACCCUUCCACUCGGAGGUACAUAGUUUUACCUAUUUCAGAUCAUUUCCAAUCCUUUCCCUGCCACGAAUUCGAGGUUUUCCUCACCGGAUUUGGGUACGACCCAAUUAAUGACGACUAUAAGUUGCUAUUGCUGAUCGAAUUUCAAGGGCUAUUUAAACCAUCUUUUCACCGCGAUGUCAAGAUUUACAGUUUAAAUGCUAAAACCUGGAAGAAAAUUGAUAAUUUUCCUGCUAAUGUCUCUUACCGUCUUACCAACGGGGUACAGUUUGGAAAUUCUCUGCACUGGUUGGUGAAGUCUAAACCUGAUAAUUCCAACCUGAUUUUGGCCUUUGAUCUUGUCAAUGAAAACAUCCGCAAGAUUGAACUGCCCCAAAACAAUUGCUUUUGUGUGAAGCUGGUGAAUUUAGGAGGUUCCCUUUGUGCUGUAAUUUUAUCAAAGGUAGCUGCAAUGGUUGAGGUGUGGAAGAUGAAAGAAAAUGGAGUAGCUAAGGAGUCCUGGGCUAUAAUUUUCUCUGUUCCGUCCACAACUCCCACUCCCCCUUUCAACUAUUUCAUCCCGGUUGCGUAUUUGAAGAACGGCGAUCAGGUGUUGGUCCACGACAGUGAAAAACUAUUUGUGUUUGAUAUCAAAAGGAGAAAGAUGAUCGAGAGGGCUGUGGGUUCCGGUUUUCCUAAAAUUUGUGAUGCCCUUGUUUGCAUGAAAAGCCUUGUGGGACUUGAAUUUGCAGAAAUCACUUGGAAAUGGAAGAAGAGCAGUAUCAAGAUUAAUGAAAAGAAGAAGGAAAGUGGUAAAAAGAGAGAUGAUUUCCUUUCCAAAGGAUUUAAACUGGCAUUAUAAUUAAGCGGAGGAUGAAGAAGAAGAUGCGAUGCGGAAUUCGGGUUAAAGCAGCCAGCGGAAGCAAUUUGUUUUGGUCUCGAACACAAGAAUCAUGUUUUUGACAAGUUAUGAAUUGUGAUGAAAUUCUUGUUUUUUUGUUACUGGUGAUUAGUGAUGACUUGUUGGGAUGUUUUCUUUUUUCUUUUUUGUUAUCAGUCUUCCGUUAAAUAUAUAUGCUGCUGGUUU
This is a messenger RNA of Cuscuta campestris, 1545 nucleotides long. NCBI's taxonomy places the organism in Eukaryota, Viridiplantae, Streptophyta, Magnoliopsida, Solanales, Convolvulaceae. The record is from the annotation of a GenBank genome assembly.